Messenger RNA from Propithecus coquereli (Coquerel's sifaka), 1729 nucleotides. RefSeq names its product peptidylprolyl isomerase (cyclophilin)-like 1 (gene PPIL1). Gene Ontology annotation, biological process: protein peptidyl-prolyl isomerization; protein folding. Lineage: Eukaryota; Metazoa; Chordata; Mammalia; Primates; Indriidae. Gene Ontology annotation, molecular function: peptidyl-prolyl cis-trans isomerase activity. Gene Ontology annotation, cellular component: catalytic step 2 spliceosome. The transcript is spliced from 4 exons. The record is from RefSeq and is a predicted model, not a curated record. The coding region runs from base 257 to 757 and encodes 166 amino acids.
CGGUAUCGCCGCUUGGAGACCACCUCUGAUGGAGCUUGCACUUUUCUCCCUCCUUGCGCCCAGCCUCUUCUCGCCUCGCACCCCAGCUUCCUAGUCUUGGAAGACGGGAGCGUCCUCUUCCUUGUUCCAGCCCCUCAAAUUCUGGCAUCGAAAGAGUUGAACGGCAGAGGCCGGAAGUGUGUGCAGCACCUGCGGGUCCCCUGCAAAUCGACGCCGGAAGUAGUAAUUGCUGGAGAAACAGUCCGCUGGGUUCAUUAUGGCGGCAAUUCCCCCAGACUCCUGGCAGCCCCCCAACGUUUACUUGGAGACCAGCAUGGGAAUCAUUGUGCUGGAGCUAUAUUGGAAGCAUGCGCCGAAGACCUGUAAGAACUUUGCUGAGUUGGCUCGUCGAGGUUACUACAAUGGCACCAAAUUCCACAGAAUCAUCAAAGACUUCAUGAUCCAAGGAGGUGACCCCACAGGGACAGGUCGAGGUGGUGCAUCUAUCUAUGGCAAACAGUUUGAAGAUGAACUUCAUCCAGACUUAAAAUUCACAGGGGCUGGAAUUCUCGCAAUGGCCAAUGCAGGGCCAGACACCAACGGCAGCCAGUUCUUUGUGACCCUCGCCCCAACACAGUGGCUCGAUGGCAAACAUACCAUUUUUGGCCGAGUGUGCCAGGGUAUAGGAAUGGUGAAUCGAGUGGGAAUGGUGGAAACAAACUCCCAGGACCGCCCUGUGGACGAUGUGAAGAUCAUUAAGGCAUACCCUUCUGGAUAGACUUGCUGCUGCCUUCUGAGAUGGCCCCGGCGAACCAGCUUCCAGAUGACCUAAAAUGACAUGUCACACUAAAGUUCAUUUUGGCCUUGCAAAUCAUAGAGCCAAGGAAGCCUAGGGUAUUGGGUGAAUUAGAGAUGGAAGUAUACUUUAAUAGGAUUCUUCUUUUCUCUUCCCCCAGCACCUAGGUUGACAGGGCAUUUGCAGAAAUGCCCAUACAUGUUUAUCCACAGGUUACUGUUCUCUGCAAAUGACCCAUAAUGCACCUCCUUGUGUGUGUCUGCUGUGAGAUACUUGGAACAAAAUGAAGCAGACUCUGUCAUUUCACAGUGCCUACCCAAACUUCUUGAGGAGAUUUAUAUUCUGGCCUACACUGCAAUCUUUGGUGGCUGACAGCCACAGAAUUCAAAACCAGAUAAGUGUCUAUCAGCCCUUUUAACUCUGUGCACACCCUAUUUCAGUCUCCUGCUUUUGUUCUUCUAGGGAACGUAUGCAUCUCUAUAUAUAUUUUCCCACUCAAAACCAGAACAUCGACACUGCUGUUUCUGACACUUAGACAUCCCACGCAAAGCCACAUUGAAUUUUUGCCAAAUGAAAAACACAUCCAACAAUCAGUCUCUGAGAAGGUGUCAAGUGGGGAAUGAUAAUGUGUAAUAAUCGAGAAAUGAAUUUAUUAAAAGGAAGCAGAAGCCUUGACCAUUUUUCCCAGGGAGGAGAAGAAAUACAUAAUGAGUGCAAGGACAGACUAUGAAUUCUCCUUAAAAAGCAGUAUUCUCAUAAAGGAGAAGCACCACUUAGGUUUUUUUAACCUAAGACUUUAGAGAAAUUAGAUAAGAGAUUUUUAUACAUUAAGGUUUGUUACUUUUUUUAAAUCUUUUUGGAUUUUCAGGAGAGGAGUAGGGGUAAGAGGAAGGAAGUUAAUACCUACGUAAUAUAUAGAAACUUCUAAAAUAAAAUGCCAUUGAUGGUUGAAAU